CUCUGAUCGCUUUCAGGUCUUUCAUCAGCAUUGGAGUAUGCCCGUCAGUGAAAACUUGUAAUGUGCUGAUAUCUUCUCUAGCGAAACUUAGUAAGAUUGAUAAUGCACGCCAAGUGUUUGAUGAUAUGCGAAAAUUUGUGAGCCCGGAUGUAUACUCGUACACGCCGAUCAUUGAUGGGUUGUGUAAGUGUAGGAGGGUUGAGGAGGCGUUUGGGUUGUUUAAGGAGAUGGAGAGGGAAGGAGUGAAGCCUGGUGUGAUCACGUACAAUGCAAUAAUGGAUGGGUUUUGUAAGAAGGGGAUGGUUGAUAAGGCAUUCGAGUUGAAGGUGAAGAUGGGUAGAGAUGGUUUGAAGGGUAGCAUUGUUACUUACGGGAUUUUGAUGAACGGGUUGGUUAAAUUGGAUAGAUUUGGGGAUGUGGGUGUUGUUAUGGAGGAGAUGAAGGGAAAGGGGAUUGUGGCGAAUGAGUUUGUGUAUAAUAGUUUGAUUGAUGGGCAUUGUAGAAUGGGACGGUUCAAGGAGGCUUUGAAGUUGAAGGCUGAGAUGGUGUCGAAAGGGUUGAGGCCAAAUUCAGUUACGUGUAAUGUUAUUGCUAGAGGCUAUUGCAAAGCUGGCGAGAUGAGCCAGGUAGAGAUUUUGUUGCAAGAGAUGUUGAUAGAGAGGAUUGAGGUGAAUGCAGGUUUGUUUAGUUCGGUUAUUGUUUGGCUUGUGAAGGAGGAGAAGAGGUUAGAUUCGGCCGUGAGGCUUUUUAAGGAGAUGUUUGGAGGAGAUGAAGGGAAAGGGGAUUGUGGCGAAUGA
Molecule: messenger RNA, 797 nt
Organism: Asparagus officinalis (garden asparagus)
Lineage: Eukaryota; Viridiplantae; Streptophyta; Magnoliopsida; Asparagales; Asparagaceae
Product: pentatricopeptide repeat-containing protein At4g19440, chloroplastic-like
Exons: 1
Coding region: 126-797 (223 amino acids)
Molecular function (GO): protein binding
Source: RefSeq, a predicted model, not a curated record